Ixodes scapularis (black-legged tick) is the source of this 1207-nucleotide messenger RNA. RefSeq lists its product as uncharacterized. The coding region runs from base 434 to 886 and encodes 150 amino acids. The record is from RefSeq and is a predicted model, not a curated record. Lineage: Eukaryota; Metazoa; Arthropoda; Arachnida; Ixodida; Ixodidae. The transcript is spliced from 3 exons.
CCUUGCGGUGCGAGCUGUUCAAAGAAAGAUACACGGCGUCGUUGGCAGCGGGGAAGUAUCUAAUCGAACGUCUUCGAGAUAGGUUAGGCAUUCGCGAGUCCACAAUGUUAGCCCCUGGUAGCAGCGAGGCAAUGACGCCGUCGUCGCUGGAGAGCGAUCGAUCGCAAGUUCUCACACGAAGCGGGAUAGUAGAAUUGCUGGCAAGCCGCGGCCCUCUGUUUCGUUAUCGAUAGUACGAACUCCUCGACUUUAAAGACCCCCUUUGACUGGGCUUAUAAAAUUGUGAAGUAGCUUUACCUUUUCUUGAGCCCGCUUUUUCUUCUUCGAUGGCAGCGUCGGUGUGCAGUAAAUAACUCCCUCCUCCAUCACAACACCACGGAAGCGUUGCCAUAGUAACGAAGACGACCGGACAAGGCGGAUAUGGGUUGCAAGGAUGAGUAUCGUGGUCGGUGACCUUGACAACGAUGGCCAAAGGGACCGCGUGUUCUUCGAGGCGCACCAUGCAACGUCGAUCCUGAGCUCCGAGACUGCGCUGGUUUUGAUCGCGUUCACCGUGGUCGCCUGCAUUACGGUGCUCUGUUGGUGCGUCUUCUUCGCCAUCUCCAAGCGAAAUCGGCUGGCCUCGUGCUUGGAUCCCCACCUCCGCAAGUCUACCAAGGACGGUCAGUCGUCACGGAACUCGCAAGGACCUGCAGCGCCUCCGCCAGCGCAGACGUUUCCGUACCCUGACUUCGCACAUCACGCACACCUUCGACCUCACACGAUUGGGGUGCCCAUGUUGUCGACCCUUCCAGAGCUCCCCGAGCUUGGUUCGGGCAACUCGUUUGUGAACCAAUCCUUCCAUCCGCCGGGAUGGAAGUACACACCGGAGAGUUGCGGCUUCUGAUGUUUUCAAAUUGUUCACUUUUUAAGCUUUUAAACAUUUUGUUCGCAUAUGUGUAUAUAUGUAUCGAAGACGUGGGUGCUGUGCGUAAUCUGUAAUUUCGUCUGUAACCUGUGAGCGCUAUAGCACAGGAAGUGUCAUAAGUGCAGAAUAAAGUUUUAUCGGCAGGAUUCCUGCUCUGCAAUUUCGUGAAUUCCUUUGUUUGUGGAAGGUGUCGGACGGGGGAAUGGGAACUAUUUGGGAGAUGAAAACGACUUUCCGCCCCCUAAAUUGAAAUAUCUGGGACGAUCGCUUCCCCUGUUCCGACGCCACUGGACUGUCGGA